Xyrauchen texanus (razorback sucker) is the source of this 2815-nucleotide messenger RNA. It is a transcript of the gene picalma, whose product is annotated as phosphatidylinositol binding clathrin assembly protein a. Bases 453 to 2663 code for a protein of 736 amino acids. Gene Ontology annotation, molecular function: clathrin heavy chain binding; phosphatidylinositol-4,5-bisphosphate binding; 1-phosphatidylinositol binding. Gene Ontology annotation, biological process: clathrin-dependent endocytosis; synaptic vesicle budding from presynaptic endocytic zone membrane; clathrin coat assembly. The transcript is spliced from 25 exons. Gene Ontology annotation, cellular component: clathrin-coated vesicle; clathrin-coated pit; extrinsic component of presynaptic endocytic zone membrane. Lineage: Eukaryota; Metazoa; Chordata; Actinopteri; Cypriniformes; Catostomidae. The record is from RefSeq and is a predicted model, not a curated record.
ACGCCAAAUCGCAACCUUCGCUUCUGCACAAUGCAGGAUUCCCUGCUUGCUAUUUAGAGCCAAAAUGUCGGAGCUUUGCGCCGACCGUACAGCAUCCAUAAAAUUAACCUUGGGAGGAUCCUCUGAAAAGAGGAAACAGACCCGCCAUUUUCCUGCGAGCCUACAGUCCUUUUAAACCCAGCAGGGGGAGGCGAGAUCCGAGAGGAGAGCCACUGAGAAGGGAAAAAGGGGGAGUUAGAGAGAGACAGAGGGAGAGGGACAGCGAGAGUGCGUGCGUGACAGAGGGGUUGAGUGUGAGAGGGGACGUAUUUGAAUAGAAGAGGAAACGUUUGUCAAGUGGCGAAACGUUGCACAUCCCAGGGACUUACAGCAUUGCCGCUGGAUUUAACAGUCCUCUUCGUUUUUCCCCCCUUUUUUGUUUCCCCCUUAUUUGUUUGUUCUAACCUGCGAAGAUGUCUGGACAGAGCAUAACGGACAGAAUAGCGGCAGCGCAACACAGUGUUACCGGUUCCGCGGUGUCCAAAACUGUGUGUAAGGCGACCACGCACGAGGUCAUGGGGCCAAAGAAGAAACAUUUGGAUUAUCUGAUCCACUGCACCAAUGAGAUGAAUGUGAACAUCCCUCAGCUGGCCGACACGCUGUUCGAGCGCACCGCCAACACCAGCUGGGUGGUCGUGUUCAAAUCCCUUAUCACCACACACCACCUAAUGGUCUAUGGCAAUGAGAGAUUUGUACAAUAUCUGGCCUCCAGGAACACAUUAUUCAACCUCAGUAAUUUUUUGGACAAAAGUGGGUUACAAGGAUAUGACAUGUCCACUUUCAUCCGGAGGUACAGUCGCUACCUGAACGAGAAGGCAGUCUCGUACAGACAAGUGGCUUUUGACUUCACGAAAGUAAAAAGAGGGGCGGAUGGUGUAAUGAGAACCAUGAGCACAGAGAAGCUACUAAAGACCAUGCCCAUUAUCCAAAACCAGAUGGACGCACUCCUCGACUUCAAUGUAAAUGCCAAUGAGCUCACGAAUGGGGUCAUUAAUGGUGCAUUCAUGCUGCUGUUUAAAGAUGCCAUCCGCCUGUUUGCAGCCUACAAUGAAGGGAUCAUCAACUUGCUCGAGAAAUACUUUGACAUGAAGAAAGCCCAGUGUAAAGAGGGCCUUGACAUCUACAAAAAAUUCCUCACUCGAAUGACAAGAAUCUCAGAAUUUCUCAAAGUUGCAGAGCAAGUUGGCAUUGACCGAGGGGACAUACCGGACCUGUCACAGGCCCCCAGUAGCCUUCUGGAUGCCCUGGAGCAGCACUUGGCUUCAUUAGAGGGGAAAAAGGUUAAAGACUCCACAGCCGCCAGCAGAGCCAGUACCCUGUCCAACGCGGUGUCCUCCCUGGCCAACACGGGUAUCUCUUUCACCAAAGUUGAUGAGAGGGAAAAGCAGGCCGCUCUGGAAGAGGAGCAGGCUCGAUUAAAAGCACUUAAAGAGCAGCGUCUGAAGGAACUCUCCAAGAAUCCCUCCAUGUCCUCAAUUACAGCUGCCUCACCGGUUUCCACAGCAACAGGCACCAUCAGUACCUCCCCAGCCAUUGACCUGUUCUCCACACCUAGUAGCUUCACUAACAAUACUCCAAAGGUUCCGAACGAUCUGUUGGACUUGCAGCCAGCGUUCCAGCCCUCCCUGCCCCUCUCCACCGGCCUGCCUUUAACAAACACAUGGGGAGAUCCUUUCACGUCUACAGAAGCCAUUGACGACUCCAUUCCAAACUUAAAUCCUUUCCUUACAAAACCUGUUGUCGAUCCUGUUGUGUCUUCAGAUGCUGUUAGCUUUUCUUCUAGGACACAAAGUCAUGAAAUAUUUGGUGAUAAUUACAAUCCUUUUAGUGAUUCGAGCUCAUCCGUUGCAUCACCUGUCGAGCCCACUGCUCGGAUGGGCUUCUUCCUCACAGACUCGUUCUGCUCUCCAGCUGCCCACCCUAACACUCCUCUCUUCCACUCAGAGCCCUCUGCUGUAGCUGGACUAUUCGGAGGGUUCUCUGUGCCUCCCGCUGCCCAGCCUCCCAGCUUGACCGGCCUUAAUGUCGACUUUGAUUCUGUGUUCGGCAAUACAUCAGCCACCAACAGCACAGAAUCGGCUGAUGAUAUUUUAGGUUGCAUUCUGAAACCUACAGUGGCCUCUCCCAACCAGGGCAUGACGCCCAGUGCCCAACAAUCUGGCAAACUGGUUUCUGAUGACUUGGAUUCCUCUCUGGCCAACCUUGUGGGCAAUCUCGGUUUUGGAAAUGGAACAACGAAAAAUGACAUCCACUGGAGUCAGCCAGGUGAGAAGAAGUUGACUGGAGGAAACAACUGGCAACCCAAGAUGGCUCCGACCACAACCUGGAACCCUGCCACCAUGAAUGGCAUGCUUUUCCCACAAUACGCUCCCUCUGUAAUGGCCUUUCCUGCCACAACGCCCACAGGCAUGAUGGGAUAUGGAAUGCCGCCUCAAAUGGGCUCCAUGACAAUGAUGACCCAGCCCACCAUGAUGUACACGCAGCCUAUGAUGAGGCCAGCCAACCCAUUCGGCCCAGUCUCAGGCGCACAGCUCUCUACAGCUUCUAGUCCUUCCAGUUCAAGUCCUCUCAGAGCUCCGGGACAAGACCCUUUUGCACAGAUCUCUCUGAAGGAUUUCCUUUAGAGCGACUUUAGAUGCAGUUCAUGUAGGCGAAGGAGGAUUGACGCUUCCCAAUGAUGAAUUACAAACCAAAUCUCAAACCUUUUAAUCUCGCUCCAUUUGGCUGUUGCACUCUGAGUGUUUGGCCCCAGUACAAACCUGUACAGGAAUCAGAG